GCAUGCCCCCACCUCCUCCCGCUCGGACUCUCGGUGCCGGCCCGGCUGCAGAAAAGCAAACUCAAGCUCCUGCCUCAUCGGGUGGAGCAGGAAGACUCGACCAAGUUCAUCGUGCUCACCCUGGUCUCCAUCGCCUGCAUCGUGGGCGUCCUCCUGGCCUCUGGCCUCAUCUACUGCCUCCGCCACAGCUCUCACUACAAGCUGAAGGAGAAGCUGUCCGGACUAGGGGGUGACCCAGCUGCAGAUGCCACCACCGCCUACCAGGAGCUGUGCCGCCAGCGCAUGGCCAUGCGGCCGCCCGACCGACCUGAGGGCCCACACACGUCGCGCAUCAGCAGCGUGUCCUCCCAGUUCAGCGAUGGCCCGAUGCCCAGCCCCUCUGCACGGAGCAGCACCUCGUCCUGGUCGGAGGAGCCCGUCCAACCCAACAUGGACAUCUCCACUGGCCACGUGAUCCUGGCCUACAUGGAGGAUCACCUGAAGAACAAGAACCGACUGGAGAAGGAGUGGGAAGCGCUGUGUGCCUACCAGGCGGAGCCCAACUGCUCGCUUGUGGCCCAGAGGGAGGAGAACAUGCCCAAGAACCGCUCUCUGUCCGUGCUGACCUAUGACCACUCCAGGAUCCUGCUGAAAUCAGAGAACAGCCACAGCAACUCAGACUAUAUCAACGCCAGCCCCAUCAUGGAUCAUGACCCGAGGAACCCUGCGUAUAUCGCCACCCAGGGACCACUUCCUGCGACUGUGGCUGACUUUUGGCAGAUGGUGUGGGAGAGCGGCUGUGUGGUCAUUGUCAUGCUGACACCUCUCACGGAGAACGGCGUCCGCCAGUGCUACCACUACUGGCCAGACGAAGGAUCCAACCUCUACCACGUCUAUGAGGUCAAUCUGGUCUCUGAACACAUCUGGUGUGAGGAUUUCCUGGUGAGGAGCUUCUAUCUGAAGAACCUUCAAACCAACGAGACUCGCACCGUGACCCAGUUCCACUUCCUGAGUUGGUAUGACCAGGGGGUCCCUUCCUCCACAAGGUCACUUCUGGAUUUCCGCAGAAAAGUAAACAAGUGCUACAGGGGCCGUUCUUGUCCAAUAAUUGUUCAUUGCAGUGACGGCGCGGGCCGGAGCGGCACCUACGUUCUGAUCGACAUGGUUCUCAACAAGAUGGCCAAAGGUGCUAAAGAGAUUGAUAUCGCAGCGACCCUGGAGCACUUGAGGGACCAGAGACCCAGCAUGGUCCAGACAAAGGAGCAGUUUGAGUUCGCGCUGACGGCGGUGGCCGAGGAGGUGAACGCCAUCCUCAAGGCCCUUCCCCAGUGAGCGGCACAUCCCCCUGGAGCCUCAGGGGUGCCCCCAUUCCGUGACUGACGUUGGGAAUCAUGAUGUGACUUCCAUUGUGUGUCUUCUGUUGUAACUGCCUAGUCAUAGGGUCCCUAAAUCUCCUGUAGGUAGUCAGUACAGUUUAGCAGUUAAAAUGUGUAUUUUUCUUUAACCAAACAAAAAUAAAGAGAGACUUGUGGAAACAUCCAGGUAUGGGAGGAGGGAAAUCGGUUCAUCUAUUUUCACUUUCUUAAACAAAAAUUACUUUUUCUUAAAGCACACAUUCACAUUCUUAAUGGCAAGUAAUGUCGUAUUAAUGAUGCAGUAAUUAGUAUAUUCAGCACGGUCUCCAGGAAGAGUUUGCUUAUAAUCUGUAACUUACCAGAGGAUGGAUUAGUUGUGCCGGGAACGGGCCCAGGGAAAGCUGGUUAGGCACUACAUGAAGGCCACCAGGUGUACAAGCCACAUUUGGCAUUUGUCUUUAAGAUGAUUUAUCAUCUUAAAACCACUAGGACAGAACUGUUCAUAUUCUGCAGCUUUGGAGCAAAUAAUUUUUUUAAAAAUCAUUGCAGCAUCUCUGUCUGGUUUUAUCAGUACUCUGCCCUGAGCACCACGGACAGCUCAUGUCAAUCACACACAUCACCCCAAGGAAGGACACAGGGACUCCCCCAGCCCCAUGGGUAGUACCUGCUUCUAAGGCCAGGAGCCUCCCCUGACCUCUCACCCUUGCAAAGUUGUAGAUGUGCUCCAAUCUUGAGACAUAUUUUUUACCAAAUUGUAAAAUAUUGACUUUUACAUUGCAAAAACAGAUACUCCCUAGUGAAUGAAUACUUUCCUAUGAGAUAACCCAAAUCAGGAAGAACAAAUCUGGGCAUUUAUCAAGCUCUGAGGGUUUCCAAGAGCACACAGCACAUCAGGCACCUGUGGUCUUCAGAAAAUGCCCCAGGCCCUGCCAGCACCCCAGGAGAAGGCUGUGAGUACUUUCCUUCCUGAAAAGGAGGAAACGCAGGGAGACCGCUUGUUUUGCGUUACCUAUGUCAGAUCAUAGACCUGGAAUGAAGGCGAGAGAUGCACUUGUCUUGACGUCAUGUAAACAGAAGCACACCAAUUGCCAAAAAUAGCAUUUGCGCAUCAGAUCCUUCAUCGCCCCCAGAAGUAGGAGAGUGCACUUCCUAACGCUCAGAUUGAUGACAUCAAAGAUGGCAUGGAGGUAUCAGUACGCUGCGAAUUUCAUGGGUGGAGUGAAGCACAAAAGGGCGCCUCCAUCCUGCUGUGUCCCACCUUAUUACUUCUAUCUUAAAUAGAUCUUACACGUCAAAAAGCAGCAUAACAGGGAAAGUGGCCUACUAAACAGAAAGAUGCCAAAAUAUUGUUGAUGUCUUUAAGUGGUAUUGUAAUAUAGAUCUGCUUUAAUGUAUCAUUUCUCUUCCAAAAUUAUUUCUCUCUAUCUGGAAAUGAAAUAAUGAAUAUAAAUGAAUUUAUCUGAAUAUAGGAAACAUAUACUUACUUGUAAUUUCUAACUUCUUAUGUUUCAAAAGAAAUCCUCCAGUGUGAGAUAUAUAGAUAUAUUUAAUGGUGUCAUAUUAAACUUCUGAUUUCACA
Molecule: messenger RNA, 2913 nt
Organism: Carlito syrichta (Philippine tarsier)
Lineage: Eukaryota; Metazoa; Chordata; Mammalia; Primates; Tarsiidae
Product: receptor-type tyrosine-protein phosphatase N2-like
Exons: 12
Biological process (GO): protein dephosphorylation
Cellular component (GO): secretory granule
Molecular function (GO): protein tyrosine phosphatase activity
Source: RefSeq, a predicted model, not a curated record